Messenger RNA from Eptesicus fuscus (big brown bat), 2002 nucleotides. It is a transcript of the gene ADAD1, whose product is annotated as adenosine deaminase domain containing 1. Gene Ontology annotation, biological process: adenosine to inosine editing; RNA processing. Lineage: Eukaryota; Metazoa; Chordata; Mammalia; Chiroptera; Vespertilionidae. Gene Ontology annotation, cellular component: nucleolus; cytoplasm. The coding region runs from base 127 to 1962 and encodes 611 amino acids. The record is from RefSeq and is a predicted model, not a curated record. The transcript has 12 exons. Gene Ontology annotation, molecular function: tRNA-specific adenosine deaminase activity; double-stranded RNA adenosine deaminase activity; double-stranded RNA binding.
UCUUCUGGGCCUUCCUCAGGGCCUCGGGGCCACCCACCUGGAGACGACCUUUGAAAGCCGCAGCGCUGGCCGCGGGCUCUCACGCACGGCGUCCUGAGGGAGAGGUUGAGGCCCGGUGGAGAAGCAAUGGCGUCGGCAGGGGAGCCUAGGGGCCUGCGGCCCGGCCUCAACUGCCCGCCCGCGGGGUUGGGCCGGCAGGGCCGGAAGGACGACUUCGGUGAGAAAAUGUCCUCCAAUAAUGGCUGGUUUCAGAAGAGCUCCCAGGUCCCUAGCUUUGCUCAGAUGCUGAAAAAGAACCUGCCGGUUCAGCCACCCGCCCAGAUGGUCACCACACCCGCAGCGCAGUCCUCGGAAAGUGACAGCCUGUCCCGCAUGGCAUCCAAGGUCACACCAGUGACGGGUAAUUUUCCAGAACCAUUGCUUUCCAAAGGUCUUUCAUCUAUUUCAAAUCCCGUCCUUCCUCCAAAAAAAAUACCUAAGGAGUUUAUAAUGAAAUACAAACGUGGAGAGAUCAACCCUGUGUCAGCCUUGCACCAGUUUGCACAAAUGCAGCGGGUUCAACUUGACCUUAAGGAAACAGUAACAACAGGUAACGUUUUGGGACCAUAUUUUGCUUUUUGUGCUGUGGUGGACGGUAUCCAGUACAAGACUGGACUGGGACAAAAUAAAAAGGAGUCUAGAUCCAAUGCAGCAAAAUUAGCUCUUGAUGAACUUCUACAGCUGGAUGAACCUGAGCCAAGAAAUUUUGAAACAUCAGGUCCUCCUCCUAUCCCUGCAGAACCUGCUGCUUCACCUGAACCAGCAUAUGUUUCAAAGGUGCAUUAUGAAAGGAGACACAUGCAAUAUGCAAAGAUUUCUCAUAUUGUUAAAGAAACAUUUAAUCAACUAAUUUCUAGUCAUUCAGAAUAUGUGAAAUGUAGCAAUUCAUUGGCUGCCUUUGUAAUCGAAAGAGCUGGACGGUACGAAGUUGUGGCUCUCGGCACAGGCGAGUAUAACUACAGCCAGUGCAUUAAGCCAGAUGGAAGAGUGUUGCAUGACACGCAUGCUGUUGUUACGGCAAGAAGGUCUCUCCUUAGGUACUUUUAUAGACAACUUUUACUCUUCUACAGCAAAAAUCCUGCUAUGAUGGAAAAAUCAAUUUUUUGUACAGAACCAGCUUCGAAUUUACUCACUGUCAAACAGAAUAUCAAUGUUUACCUCUAUAUGAACCAAUUGCCUAAAGGGUCAGCCCAGAUUAAGUCACAGUUGCGUCUUAAUCCACAUUCAAUAUCUGCAUUUGAAGCCAAUGAAGAACUGAGUCUCCAUGUUGCUGUUGAAGGCAAAAUUUAUCUGACUGUCUACUGUCCUGCAGAUGUUGCCAAUAGAGUAAGCAGUAUGUCCUCAAGUGACAAACUGAUGAAAUGGGAAGUGCUUGGUGUACAGGGGGCACUGCUGAGUCACUUCAUACAGCCAGUUUAUAUCAGUGGCAUAGUUGUCGGUGAUGGGAAUUGCAGUGAUACUAGAGGCUUAGAAAUUGCUAUCAAACAACGUGUUGAUGACGCACUCACUUCAAAACUUCCCAUGUUUUACUUGGUUAACCGACCUCACAUUAGCUUAGUGCCCUCUGCAUUUCUGCUUCAAACGGACGUGGACUAUAGGUCCUUGAGUCUGAACUGGGCACAAGGGGACAUUUCACUGGAGAUUGUGGAUGGCCAAAGUGGGAAGAUCACUGAAAGUUCUCCAUUUAAAAGUGGUGUGUCGAUGGCAAGUCGGCUGUGUAAGGCUGCAAUGCUAAGUCGAUUUAACCUGCUUGCUGGUGAAGCUAAGAAAGAGGAUGUACUUGAAGCUAGUACAUAUCAUGCAGCUAAGUGUUUGUCUGGAUCCUAUCAAGAAGCUAAAACUUUGUUGAAAUCCUACUUACAGCAGCAUGGCUAUGGCGCCUGGAUUGUGAAAUCUCCCUGUAUAGAGCAAUUUAGUAUGUGAAUUAGGCAAUCCAUUGUCACAUUAAAAAUCUUUUCUUUUU